CUUCCGUAACCUCAGUAACCGAUUUGAAACUUGGCGGUUAAAGCUCCAGUUGGAACAGGACGGUGGGAGACAGAGGAGACGAGGAGACCAGGGAAGGGAAGUUUAGUUUGAGAGGGUACUAAGUUAGGAUGAAGGAAGAGGUGAAGCCAAUUCCUGUAAAAGUGGCGCUGCGUUGUCGCCCUCUGGUUCCCAAAGAGAUUAGCGAGGGCUGCCAGACGUGCCUUUCCUUCGUGCCUGGAGAGCCUCAGGUGGUGGUUGGUACUGAUAAAUCCUUUACCUACGAUUUUGUGUUUGACCCCUCUACUGAACAGGAAGAAAUUUUCAAUACAGCAGUAGCGCCACUCAUAAAAGACAUAUUUAAAGGAUACAAUGCAACUGUCUUAGCCUACGGGCAGACGGGCUCUGGGAAAACCUAUACAAUGGGAGGAGCAUACACUGCAGAGCAGGAAAAUGAACCAGCAGUUGGGGUUAUUCCUAGGGUAAUACAACUGCUCUUCAAAGAAAUUGAUAGAAACAGUGACUUUGAAUUUACUCUUAAAGUAUCUUACUUGGAGAUUUACAAUGAAGAAAUUUUGGAUCUUCUAUGCCCAUCUCAUGAGAAAGCCACUCAAAUAAAUAUACGGGAGGACCCUAAGGGAGGCAUAAAGAUCGUGGGACUGACCGAGAAGACUGUGUUAGUUGCCCUGGAUACGAUUUCCUGUUUGGAGCAGGGUAACAACGCUAGGACAGUGGCCUCCACAGCUAUGAACUCCCAGUCAUCCCGCUCUCAUGCCAUCUUCACCGUCUCCAUAGAGCAUAGAAAAAAAUGUGACAAGAAUAGUAGCUUUCGCUCUAAGCUGCAUCUUGUAGAUCUUGCUGGGUCUGAAAGGCAGAAGAAAACCAAAGCUGAAGGGGAUCGUCUAAGAGAGGGUAUCAAUAUUAACCGAGGCCUCCUAUGCUUGGGAAAUGUAAUCAGUGCUCUUGGGGAUGAUAAAAAGCGUGGCUUCGUGCCCUACAGAGAUUCCAAGUUGACUCGACUGCUUCAAGAUUCUCUAGGCGGUAAUAGUCAUACUCUUAUGAUAGCCUGCGUGAGUCCUGCUGACUCCAAUCUGGAGGAAACAUUAAAUACCUUUCGCUAUGCUGACAGAGCAAGAAAAAUCAAGAACAAACCUGUGGUCAAUAUUGAUCCCCCGACAGCUGAACUAAACCAUCUAAAGCAACAGGUACAGCAGCUACAGGUCAUGUUGCUACAAGCCCAUGGUGGUAGCCUGCCUGGGUCUAUAAAUGUGGAACCAUCAGAGAAUCUACAAUCCCUGAUGGAAAAAAAUCAGUCCCUGGUAGAGGAGAAUAGACAAUUAAGUCGUGGUCUGAGUGAGGCAGCUGGGCAGACAGUCCAAAUGUUGGAGAGGAUCCUUCUGACAGAGCAAGCAAAUGAAAAAAUGAACGCCAAGCUAGAAGAGCUCAGGCAGCAUACAGCCUGCAAACUGGAUCUUCAAAAGCUAGCAGAGACUUUGGAAGACCAGGAAUUAAAAGAAAAUGUCGAGAUUAUUUGUAACGUGCAGAAAAGGAUUACCCAAACAUUGGAUGAAAUUGUUGCUUGCAUGACUGUAACCACCGAUACUGCGGUAGAACCAGAAGUUCAAGUGGAAACCAGUCCAGACACUAGCAGGUCUUUUGAUGCUUUCACCACUCAGCAUGUUCUUUGCCAAGCUCAGAUGUCUAGGGAGCUGAUUGAGUUAAAUAAAGCCCUUGCACUGAAAGAGGCCCUGGCUAGAAAGAUAACUCAAAACGACAGCCCACUACAGCCUAUCCAGUUCCAAUACAAGGAUAAUAUAAAAAGUCUAGAAUUGAAAGUCAUCAGUCUGCAAAAGGAAAAGGAGGAAUUGGUUCUUGAACUUCAGACAGCAAAGAAGGAUAACAACCAAGCUAAGUUGAGUGAAGGCCAUCGCAAAUGUCUCCUGGAGCUGGAAGGUCAAAUAGCUGAUAUGAAGAAGAAACUGAAUGAACAGUCCAAACUUCUGAAACUGAAGGAAUCCACAGAGUGUACUGUAUCCAGACUGAACCAGGAGAUAUGGAUGAUGAAAAGCCAUAGGGUUCAGUUAAUGCAUCAGAUGAAAGAAGAUGCCGAGAAGUUUAGACACUGGAAACAACAGAAAGACAAAGAAGUAAUUCAGUUAAAAGAGCGAGACCAUAAGAGGCAAUAUGAGCUGCUAAAACUUGAAAGAAACUUCCAGAAACAGUCCAAUGUGCUGAGGCGUAAAACAGAGGAGGCAGCAGCUGCCAACAAGCGCCUCAGGGAUGCUCUCCAAAAACAGCGGGAGGUGGCAGACAAACGGAAAGAGACUCAGAGCCAUGGAAUGGAAGGCACUGCGGAUCGAGUGAAGAGUUGGCUUGGAAAUACAAUUGAGGUUAUGGUCAGUACAGAGGAAGCCAAACGCCAUCUGAAGGAUCUUCUUGAAGACAGAAAGAUACUGGCUCGAGAUGUGGCUCAACUGAAAGAAAAAAGGGAUUCUGGAGAACAUCCACCUCCUAAACUCCGGAGGCACACAUUCUCACUUACUGAGCUGCGUGGUCAAGUUUUGGAGUCAGAGGAUUCUUUUACAAAGCAGAUUGAAAACCUAGAGACUGAAAUGGAGCUCAGGAGUGCUCAGAUUGCUGACCUGCAGCAGAAGCUGCUGGAUGCAGAAAGUGAAGACAGCCCAAAACAGUGCUGGGAGAAUAUUCCUACCAUUCUGGAAGCCAAGUGUGCCCUGAAAUAUUUAAUCCAAGAGCUGGUCUCCUCCAAAAUUCAGGUCAGCAAACUUGAAAGCAGCCUGAAACAGAGCAUGGCCAGCUGUGCUGAGAUGCAAAAGAUGAUGUUUGAGGAAAGGAAUCAUUUCGCUGAGACAGAGACAGAGUUACAAGCUAAACUGGUCAGAAUGGAACAACAGAACCAGGAGAAGGUACUGUACCUUCUCAGCCAGGUGCAGCAAAGCCAGAUGGCAGAGAAGCAGCUAGAGGAGUCAGUCAGUGAAAAGGAAAAGCAUCUGCUGAGCACCCUGAAGUGUCAGGAUGAAGAACUUGAGAAGAUGCAAGGAGUGUGUGAGCAAAAUCAGCAGCUUCUCCGAGAGAAUGAAAUCAUUAAGCAGAAACUGAUCCUUCUCCAAGGAGCCGGCAAACAGAAACCUCAUCUUCCUAAGGAUACCCUUCUAUCUCCAAACUCUUCUUUUGAAUAUAUACCACCUAAGCCAAAAUUUUCCCGUGUUCGAGAAAAGUUUCUCAAGCAAACCAUAGACAUGGAGGAUCUAAAAUAUUACUCAGAACAUUCUGUGAUUGGUGAUGGUGACACUGAUGAUGGGGAUGAUGAGGAAUGGAAGCCAACAAAAUUGGUUAAAGUGUCCAGGAAGAUUAGCCAAGUGUGUUCCUGCAAGGGCUGGUGUGGGAACAAACAGUGCAGGUGCAGGAAACAAAAGUCAGACUGUGGUGUGGAUUGCAACUGUGACCCCACAAAGUGUCGGAACCGCCAACAAGGCAAGGAUAGCUUGGGCGUUGUUGGAUGGAACCAGGAUACCGAAGGUUCCUUCACACUAGAGGAUCCAACGGAGGUGACCCCAGGAUUGAGCUUUUUCAAUCCCAUCUGUGCUACUCCCAACAGCAAGAUCCUGAAGGAGAUGGGUGGUACCGAACAAGCGAUAUUAAAGAAGGCUCCAGCUUCUUCCUCCUUGGAGCUCCUGGAGUCAAAACAUGUAGUAGCCGAAUCCCAAGAAAAUAAGGGUCCAGAAAAGAAAAAGAAGCGAGCUCUGGCCAGCAACACCAGCUUCUUCUCCGGCUGCUCCCCUCCUGAAGAAGAGGUCCACUAACGUUUGAGUUUUUAUCUCUAUGCCCAAUCUGGCUUGGAAGAUGCUCUCAGGCUGAAGCUGGGAGGGGUUUUGAAUAACUUUUCUGAAUUUCAGGUUUCUUGUUGUUGAAAAAAGGAACACAGUAUUACUGCUACAAAGGGAAUUUCUGUUGGAUGCUGGCCCCCAGUCUCCAAUCCUACCCCCACCCCCCGUCCAGUUACUACUGUCUCUUCUCCAGAGAGUUGCCAGGCCCACCCACUGAAGAGAGAAGCAACUGACCUUCCUAAUGAUUCAUCAGGAACCAGUUAACAGUAUGAGCUACCCUUAUUUGCCACCAGUUAAAGCUGUCUUCUGAUGGAAUGAGGCCAGACUUAUCUUUAGGUUGUAGCAGAUUGGGGUCCAUUCUCAGAUUCUUCGCCCCACCUCAGGAGUGGGGUUAGGAGCAUUUCUGCCGUGAACGUGGAUUUCUAGUGUUUAAACAGUGCCCUCAAUUAAUUAUCUUCCGUUUUUCUGAAGUAAAUGAAAUAUUUUUAAAUGUUAAGUAAAUAAAUAAACC
This is a messenger RNA of Tupaia belangeri chinensis (Chinese tree shrew), 4353 nucleotides long. RefSeq names its product chromosome-associated kinesin KIF4A. Gene Ontology annotation, molecular function: microtubule motor activity; microtubule binding; ATP binding. The transcript has a single exon. Bases 129 to 3818 code for a protein of 1229 amino acids. Lineage: Eukaryota; Metazoa; Chordata; Mammalia; Scandentia; Tupaiidae. Gene Ontology annotation, cellular component: microtubule associated complex. Gene Ontology annotation, biological process: microtubule-based movement; mitotic spindle organization; spindle elongation. The record is from RefSeq and is a predicted model, not a curated record.